CAGAUAGCGAGGUUCUUGCGCUGCGUUAAAUUAUUUCACGCUUACUCAUUUUGUCGCAAAUGGAGUUCGAGUGGGUGCUCCACGAAGAAGUGCACUCAUCGUUGUCGCAGCUCAGGAAUAUUUUGAUGGAAUGUGCUCAACGCUUCCCGCUGACUCUCUUCGGUAACGAUCAGCAUAAUAAAACUGAUAGAUUUGUUUUCGCAGCCCCACAUGAUCAAGUAAAGUGCGUUGCUGUUCUGACAGGCGACAGUAUCACAAAUGCGGAAGUGAAUUUUAAGGUGCAACGACAACAGAAUGUCAAUAUGAGGACAAGUAUUCAAAGUGAGCAUCCAUGGAAGUUACAACAAAUUCAAGAUGCUGCUAAUCAUUUACAGCAAGGCAUUGCUCAUAUAGACAAUGUAGACAGACAUUAUCUUUUUAAAACAUCGGAUGAAGUCAUGCAUGUGCUAGGUAAUAUUUUGGGCUGCCUUCAGAGGAGCAGAACCAGCUUGAUUGUCCCUAGGAAGAAGACAAUUGAUGAUCUCAUUAAAAGUCGGAAUAUGAAAUCUCUCAAUCCAAACCUUCCAGAGAAUUUGGCCAUUAGCUUUUACAUUCAAAGCUACAAACUAGUUUUAGCUGUUUAUCAGUUAGAAAAUGCUCAUGGCAGUGUUAAGUAUGAAACCCAACAAGCAGAAUGCAGCGUACCAUGGCUGAACGACGCUCUAGUAUUGCUUACUAUUGCCCUACAACUUUGUCAACGACUAAAAGAUAAGAUAUGUGUCUUUUCUCAAUAUAAAGAUUUUACAGUAGGUUCUCGUGUUCCUUCUGCAAUGGGCUGGUAACCUAACACCAAGAUUCGUUUUCGAAUAAAAUUUAAUAUAACGUACGAUGAUACAUGCAAGUGAGAAAGAUUUGGCCUCAACUGGUAACAUUUGCUCUGGCCUUUGUUUUUACAUAUGUUAAUUGUUGUCCUUUCAUCGUAUUUCUCAUUGCACUAGAAUGUUGUUCUAAGCGUUUUUAAACGUGGUUAUAGUG
This is a messenger RNA of Cyphomyrmex costatus, 1014 nucleotides long. RefSeq names its product rogdi atypical leucine zipper (gene rogdi). The record is from RefSeq and is a predicted model, not a curated record. The coding region runs from base 60 to 821 and encodes 253 amino acids. Gene Ontology annotation, cellular component: RAVE complex. The transcript has 6 exons. NCBI's taxonomy places the organism in Eukaryota, Metazoa, Arthropoda, Insecta, Hymenoptera, Formicidae.